This is a messenger RNA of Ectocarpus sp. CCAP 1310/34, 1819 nucleotides long. NCBI's taxonomy places the organism in Eukaryota, Phaeophyceae, Ectocarpales, Ectocarpaceae. The record is from the annotation of a GenBank genome assembly.
GUGGACGAGGGGGUAGGGGAGGCAGAGGUGGCCGUGGCGGAGGGCGAGGAGGUGGCCGUGGCGGAGGCAUGAAGGGCGGCGCCAAGGUCGUUGUGGAGCCUCACAGACACGAGGGGGUGUUCAUCGCUAGAGGAAAGGAGGAUGCGCUGUGUACGCUCAACAGUUCCCCCGGCAAGGCAGUGUACGGCGAGAAGCUAAUAUCGGUGGAAGCACCACCAAGCGACGACGGCACAACAUCGAAGAUUGAAUACCGGGUGUGGAAUCCUUUCAGGUCCAAGCUUGCCGCGGCAAUCCUUGGAGGAGUAGACGGCAUCCACAUCGUCCCGGGGGCAAAAGUUCUGUAUCUUGGUGCAGCUGCCGGGACCACCGUCUCGCACGUUGCCGACAUCGUGGGGCCAUCCGGGUGCGUCUACGCGGUGGAGUUUGCACACCGUCCCGGUCGAGACCUCAUCAAUAUGGCAAAGUCGCGCACGAACGUCAUCCCCAUCAUCGAGGACGCGCGACACCCGCUCAAGUAUCGUAUGCUCGUGGGCAUGGUCGACACGGUUUUCGCGGAUGUUGCCCAGCCGGAUCAGGCGCGUAUCGUGGCGCUGAAUUCGCACUACUUCCUCAAGAACGGAGGGCACUGCGUCAUUUCUAUCAAGGCAUCGUGUGUCGACUCCACCGCAUCACCGGAGGCUGUGUUUGCUCAGGAGGUUUCCAAGCUCAAGACGGAAAACUUCAAGCCAAAGGAGCAGGUUACCCUGGAGCCCUACGAGCGUGACCACGCCGUAGUUAUUGCGCUUUACCGCCCGCCCAAGAAAUCGAAAUCGAAGGACUGAAGUAGGCAGCUCAUUUGUAAGGGUUGUGAUUCCGAAUGUUGGGGGCAUCGCGAAUGUUGAAUUGAAUGUUCGCGACCCCUAUAUCCCUAGAAUAGUCGUUGUUCAGAUUCAGAUUGCCUGUGGGAGCUUGAUUUUUCUUGCGAAGGAAAUAAUGCUUGCGAGGGACUGCUUACCGCCUUUCACCCAUGGCCAACCUUUUCGUGGAUUGCUGUUAAUGGUUCGAUUGGCGUACAGCUCAAGUGGACACAGCUAUAUAUUCCUUUUCUUUUCAAGCUCGAGGCUGUCCCCCUUGUCGGUCACAUGAUGUAGUUCCUCAAAGCAGCCAGCCUUCAAAAUGGGUCUGGGGACGGUUGAAGGUUGGGGUGUUCAGCUUGUAUGGAAGCUAAUGACACCUUCCCUAGCCACAAACUAACAUAUAGGAAGAGUGCCUCCCGAAAGCCAAAUAUCCUCGUUCGUGAUAGAAACCCUGGGAGGUUCUCGGAGAAUCACAAGACCUAACAAAGAGAACAGCUGAACGUUCAACUGAAGGUCCAGCUCAUAGCACAGAGGGCUCCCAAACCGCGUAGUUCUAAAGCGAGCUUUGGGGGAUUCCCUGUGCAACGCAAACGGAUGUGCUCUGUAUCUCCGGAGUAGAGCUCAUGGUGCGACUUGAACCAACCUGUAGCCGUGGCUGCCAGCUGCCAGUUGCGGAGUCUUGCCCCAAAGCUCAAAAGCUCACACAGUAGACGUGUUGGAUAUGUUUGCGACUCGUGGCCAGCGAACUAAAGGACCGAACCAAAAAAGAAAAUUUACGCAUUUGUAGUGUAAAAUACAGUGUACAAAUAGAUAGCCUCAAACCCGAUCUCGAGCUACUGCGCACGUCCCGCGACACCCCAAGUAUGCCUCGGUAGGGCGCCGCAUAUAAUGUACCUCCUCACCCAAGUUUCAGGUGCUUUCGCCCGCUGACUGUGGCGGUCGAACAGAGCGACAGGGUCCUGUAGGCAAAAAAAAGCACACUA